AGGUCUGAGUGUGUGAAGGUCAGAUGGUGUGACAGGUCAGGUGAGCCUCAAGAAAAGGAGCAAACUUGUGUUGUUGUUGUUGUUGAGAGUGAAGUUUCUCCUUUGACCGGUCUGACCAAUCAGGAAGCAGCAGAGAGGAACCAGAACCUCCAUCAGACGGUUCGUUCCCACGUUGACAACGGAUCAGUUAAAAUAAACUCACUGUGCUCUUCUGGCGACUUGGGCGUCCCCUUCAGGGCGUCCCCACCGGGCGUCCCCUUCAGGGCGGAGCUUCUGAGCGGACUGAGUGUCGGACGCAGCGUCUCCGUCUCGGGGAGAACCAAUGAGAACGCUCGGAGCUUCGCGGUGAACCUGCGGGUCGCGGGCGGCAACAUCGCUCUCCACCUGAACGCUCGCCUGAAGGAGCGCGUCUUCGUCAGGAACUCCUUCCUGUCCGAGUGCUGGGGCCCCGAGGAGACAAAGAUGGCCGCCGCAUUCCCCUUCAGCGCAGGGACGUACUUUGAGAUGAUCGUCCUCUGUGGCCCUCGGGGGUUCAAAGUCGCCGUGGACGGCGUCCACCAGCUGGACUACCAACACCGGGUCCAGGACCUGAGCCGGGUCUCAGAGCUGGAGGUCCUGGGAGACGUCACGCUGAUGGACCUCAAGGUCUUCUGACCUGUGACCUCAUUGCUGACCAUUUCACAGAAUGAAGCCACCAGGAGAAGUUCUUCAUCUUGAUGAACAAGAUACGAGUCUUUAAUUCUUACGUGUUGAUUUCAAGGAGUCAUUUUCCAAUCGAACUAAUAAAUGUACGAGAAGAUGAAACUUCUCAUAGAAUCACAUUAAAAGUACAACAAACAGGA
This is a messenger RNA of Gasterosteus aculeatus aculeatus (three-spined stickleback), 842 nucleotides long. The record is from RefSeq and is a predicted model, not a curated record. Lineage: Eukaryota; Metazoa; Chordata; Actinopteri; Perciformes; Gasterosteidae.